This is a messenger RNA of Lytechinus variegatus (green sea urchin), 4390 nucleotides long. RefSeq names its product thyroid peroxidase-like. Gene Ontology annotation, biological process: response to oxidative stress. Gene Ontology annotation, molecular function: heme binding; peroxidase activity. The transcript has 11 exons. The record is from RefSeq and is a predicted model, not a curated record. The coding region runs from base 550 to 2613 and encodes 687 amino acids. Lineage: Eukaryota; Metazoa; Echinodermata; Echinoidea; Temnopleuroida; Toxopneustidae.
UGACUUGCAAGUGUAUAUAUUUUAUAGUACGAUAUAAUAGAGUUGUAAUCGGAACAGUCUCGAGAAACUGCCCCAGUUCAAUGAAUUGAAUUCGCCUUUCUGCUGUUGUAUUGCUUGUCAUGAGAUAAUUGAUGUGAUUCUUUAGUAGGUGUUGCUGAGAAAUUGCCUGCGGGAUCCAUACCGUCCCACUCAGCAGAAAGUUCAGAUUUGGAGGUGGAGUGAAUGUUGUUAGGUCGUGUGAUCAUCGGGUUGGCUGCAAAAAUACCUCAACUCUGCAUAUGCAUGAUUGGCGAAUCAUUUUGAUCUCACGACUUAUCUAUUUUACAUUUAUGGGGAGAUUUUGAUCAUAGAUUGUCGUUCAUUUGCUAAGAGCAGUGUCGUUUUUGUUCAUGAUACCAUUUUCUAGCAUCACACUUUUGAUGGUCAGAUAAACCGAUCAUUGUCGACUGGGUUUGGAAAGAAUUACUCGAACCGCACAACUCAGCUUUAAUUCUAGAGCCGAUACGGGACUGUGAUAAGAAUUUUGAAGCAUUCAUUUUACCGUCCGCAAUGAGGUUAGUGGCAAGAAAUAUCGCCCUGUUAAUAGUGGUGUCUGGUAUCCUUACACAUUGCUACGGUUACCUUGUACAGCAUAUUCAGCAUCAGAUGCGAGAAUCCGAGUCGGUGAUGCAUUGGUAUGGUGCGGAUAUCAAGGAAAGGCAAGAAAGAUCAGCACAAUCACCAGAUGAUCUACGAGAAUUGUGUGAGGAAUUGGGUUAUUACAUCAAGCCAGAGACGUGUAGGGUGUCGACCUUGAAGAAUUACCCAUCUGCCGAUGGCUCAUGUAACAAUCUCCUGCAUCCAUCAUGGGGCAAGGCAGGCAUCCCACUCAGGAGAUAUCUCCCAUCAGAGUACGGAGACGGGAUUGGAUCCUUGCAUGAAGCUGAAGGAGGUAGGAAAUUGCCAAGUACAAGAAAAAUAUCGAACACCGUCGUUGGAAACAACUCCGUCCUAGUCCCACGGCUUAACGCUAUGGCAAUGCAGUUUGGACAACUGGUCGACCACGACGUGGGCCAUGCACCAAUUCAUCCAAAUAUGUGUGGUUGUGAGACAAAACAACACUGCAUCCCUAUCGAGGUGCCAGCCGAUGAUCCAAUCUUCCGUAUCCGCUGCAUCCCCCUCUCCCGCUCCAAGACCGUUCCAGGACCAGAAUGUGAUGUAGACAAGCCCUGGGAACAAAUGAAUCAGAUCACAACUUUCAUCGAUGGGUCCAUUCUAUACGGAUCGUCGGCCAGUGCACAGGCCGAUCUCCGAGCUCCUGGAGGUCUCUUGAGAUUUCGUCAGAACCCAUAUAACGAAUCCCUCAAGCCAUUCUUGCCAGACGAUGAAGAAAACGUUCAAUGUAAUGGUCGAGAUUCUGAGUUUCCCUGCGGUAAGGCCGGUGAUAAACGUGCCGCGGUUCAACCAGGGCAAUCCGCUCUUCAUACUAUCUUCAUGCGGUACCACAACCAAAUCGCCGAGCAACUCAGUGAGAUGAAUUCGCACUGGGAUGGAGAACAAGUCUUCCUUGAAACCCGGAAGAUCGUCACCUCGAUUCUCCAACACAUAACGUACAACGAAUAUCUACCGGUAACGCUCGGCGCUGACCUCAUGAGGGAGCAUCGGUUGACCGUCGGUAGUGGUAAUCCUUACCGCGGUUACCGGUCAGGACUCGAUCCUAGCAUGCCCAACAUUUUCGCCACAGCAGCAUUCCGGAUGGGACACAGUCAGAUCUCUUCCAACAUGACCCGCGUGAACGUCCAUUACAAAGAGGUGUACGAUCCCAUUCAACUACGUUUAGCAUUCUUCAACGGGAGCGCAAUACAUGACGUUCAAAAUGGCGGCACAGAUAGCAUUGUACUUGGAAUGCUGGUCGAACCACUGGAGAAGAUAGAUCGGUUCUUUAGUGAAGACGUCACACGGUUCUUGUUUGCCGAUCCACUCAACAGCUUUGGGUUAGAUUUGGUAGCCAUCAACACACAACGCGGUCGAGACCAUGGACUCCCGGGAUAUAAAAAGUGGCGUACAUUCUGUGGUCUGCCAGAUGUCUCGUCUUUUCACGAACUCUCCGAUGUGAUGGCAACGGACACCAUCGAUGCUUUGAAGAAAGCGUACACACAUGUUGAUGACAUUGAUGCAUUUAUCGGAAUGGUGGUUGAAGAGCCCAUCGACGGUGCUCUAGUGGGUCCAACAGUAGGUUGCAUUCUGGGAAAGCAUUUCUACAAUCUCAAAUUCGGCGAUCGUUUCUGGUACGAGAAUCCGACCGGUACAGUUCUUACACCAAAUCAAAGGGAGUCUAUUCGUCGGAUGACGCUGGCUAGGGUAAUCUGUGAAACCUUGGAUGACAUCGACACUAUUCAACCAUUUGUAUUCCAUGUUGCCGAUGAAAAACAAGGGGGCAUCGAGUCCUUUGCCGAUUACAGUGCUACGCACGAUUAUCCGGACGAAGCAGGAGGAAUUCCUGGUUUCAGCAACGCACGUGUGAGCUGUAAGGACUUAAAUACCAUCCCGCAUCUGGACUUAAAUCCCUGGAGGGAGAUCAAGGAGACAUCUAACUGUGGAUCUUCCAAGAGAGAAGAGAAGAAAGAUGAAUAGAAUGUUUUCUCCGUAUCUGGUUAUCGUGAUAAUUAUGUGAAAAAAAGGAAGUACUAAUAAGAAGUACAGACACGCCUUCGAAUCUAAUUCAUUUUAUGGUAUGGUAUAAUGAUUUAUCUUUUUUUUCAAUAUUUUAUUAUAGAUAAUUUGCAAUGAUUACAUGCCAUAAUUUGUGUAAUUUUGUUUGAUUUAAUAUUGGUUUUGUGGUAAACAGGAUGAUUCUUUAAACUACUCAGAUCACGUGACAAACUUAAAAUUAAUCAUGAUAAACUAGCAUUUAACAACAUUUUAGGUAAUUCAAUUUCGUAAAUCAACACACGUAAUUUUCUAUUUCUUUAACAAAAAGAGAAGAUAGUGUCCGAUGCAUGAUCAAGAUUCUUGGUAUGUGGAUGUUGUAACUUAUAAGACGCAAUGACUUUAUGACUGAUAUAAUAUGACUGAUUUAGAUGGCGGUUCUCAAAACGACGUGAAUCGUAUACAGAAUCGACGCGAAGUGCCACCGUGUAGCGGUCUUCAUGAGACCGUGAUGCCUCCGUGUUCGUUUUACCAUGUCCCUGUUGUUACCGCGAUUACAUCAAGAAGAUCCGGGAUGAAAGUCUGACCGGCGGAUUAUGGCGGUGUUAUCACGGUAUUAGCACGGAUCAUGCGGUGAAACAGGGUGGAUGCUGUCCUUUACAGGGUGAACGGUGUUUUGAACAUUAUGGUCCAUUCCGCGAUUCAUGGAGUUUAUGGCUGAUAAAAUAAUGGCGGUUAACCAGGGUUUUGUUUUAAUGGGGUCUUUGCCGGAGCAUGGCGAACUGCCGAACCGCCAUGAACCGCUAUCUAAACCGGCUAUGUUGGUCAUGCAGUGUAGGCCUGUUAAGUUUUCAUGACGAUAUAUUAUCUUUUUAUAGUAGUCUUUUAAUUUGUUAAAAGUCACAUUAAAUCAUGCGUCCUACUUGCAUUUCUGCAGUAAAAUACGAAUUAAUAGUAAACGAAAAACAUGGGAAAUUGUUUGCCACAUAUGCGCAACAUGACGUAAGGUAUAUCCCUGUCUCGUUUUUCUUCUUUUCUUUGUUUUACUUAUAAAAGAAAUUUUUAAAUCAUAUAAUUUACCCCAAAAUGUAUUAUAUUGAAAUAAUGACGAAUCGAUAGACUUGCUAAAUGUCAUUGCAUUUAACGAUACUCCAAGUCCUUAGAGACCCAAGGAAAUAAGUAUCAAAAUUACGUGUUACAGUCUGACCAAUAUUCAACGAAGGUCUAGUUAGUUUGGGAAAAUGUACAAUAAAACUAAUGAGAAUUUUCCAGAGUUGCAUGGUUAAUUUUUUUUUUAAAUGAUGGUGAUUCCACUUUUUUUUCUUUUGCGGACGGAAAAAUGGUGAACUGACUCAGAGUUGUAGUGAUGCAAGUUAUUGUCCCAUGGAGAAUUGAGAUUGCUAUUAUGACAUCACAGACUUACGAGUCCACAUUAUGUUGUUUAUGUUCCCAAAUUAAAGAAUUAGGAGGCUAUUUGAAGAUACAAAAUGUAUACUUUCAUAAUAUUUUAAAGUGACUUCAAGAUUGCCAUCAACACUAAGUAAAUCGCCAAUGAUCGUGAUGAUGACGACCCUAAGUUGGUGUUAAGCUUUAAUGAAAAUGAUAAGAGAUGAUUUUCUUGUAAUGCAUUAUUAUGCCUUAUCAUAUUAUCGCGCAUAUACUGCUAUCCUUGUCAUCUUGGUUUUCGUUUGAAGGCAUGUUCAAUGUACAAUAAAUGGGAUGAUGUAUUGCUGCCUAAUUCAGGAAUAAAUCUCAAAUUAAA